UUGAGUCCUCUUCUUGAAAUUGGGAGCCACAUUUUAGUCGAUAAAUACAAAGUACUUUCCCAAAAUAUUCUAAAACGAACCUUCAAUACUCUGGAAUUGGAUACAACAAAUGACUCCCCAGUAAAAUCUUCUGAAACUUCUUUCAAUCUACAACUUGUCUGCUCAAAUUGCAUUUAGACGUUGAGCCAAAUAGUUCAAAGUGGGACGGGAUGGCGAAGCCACAGUAAGCUUCCGAUCGACCUCUCAUGGUUAUUUAAAGAACCCACCGCAUCCAAAUCUCGGCAACUUGGAAGGAGAUUUGCCCUUUGCUCGGUGAGUGUAAGGAAGCAAAACCAGAGAGCAGAGAAAGAGAGAGAGACAGAGAGAACAAUGGCUGCCAUUUCAUCAAUAGCUCCUUUCCUGACACUCAAAUCUACCAAGCCAAACCCUUUAUUAUCAUCACUCUGUCCAUCCUCUGUUGGGUUGAAGCAGAGCGUUGCUGGGCCUAGCUUAUUGGGCGCCCAACUUAAGCUCAGGGCCACCCAUAUUGGAGGGCUGUAUGCUUCGCAGUCGUCGUCUCCGUCAAAGACAAUUACUUGUGCGGCAUCAGGAACCGGCGUUCAAGAGGGUGCAGAGAAUAAUGGAGUUCAAGAGCUGCAUGUCUAUGAGAUAAACGAGGGGGACAGGAGCAGCCCUGCCUACCUCCGCCUCAGCCAGAAAGAAGUCAACUCGCUCGGUGAUUUGGUGCCCUUCACCAACAAGACUUACAGUGGCAACCUGGAGAAGCGACUGGGAAUCAGCGCAGGCAUCUGCAUCCAUAUUCAAAACGUACCGGAGAAGGGCGACCGGUACGAAGCCGUCUACAGCAUCUAUUUCGGAGACUACGGCCACAUCUCUGUUCAAGGACCUUAUCUGACAUACGAAGACACAUACUUGACAGUAACAGGAGGCUCGGGUGUAUUCAAAGGAACUCGUGGACAAGUGAAGCUUCACCAGCUGAUCUACCCAUCCAAGGUUUUCUACACCUUCUAUCUUGAAGGCAUUCCCCCACUGCCUGCCGAGCUCCUGGGGGAACCAGUCCCUCCUUCACCCUCAGUGGAGCCUACCCCUGCGGCCAAGGCCACAGAGCCCCAAGCCACCAUCCCUAACUUCACCAACUGAUUGGGUUCUCACCCAUCUGCCAUGGGCAGUGAAAGCUGAUGCAUGUUGUUGGUGUUUAGGCAUGAAUAUAGGGCUUGUGUUUCAGCAAGAGUAAUUUUGGAUUAUGUAUCUGUUCCUGUAGCUAAGAAUAAAUGCUGUCAACGU
Molecule: messenger RNA, 1284 nt
Organism: Nymphaea colorata (pocket water lily)
Lineage: Eukaryota; Viridiplantae; Streptophyta; Magnoliopsida; Nymphaeales; Nymphaeaceae
Product: allene oxide cyclase, chloroplastic-like
Exons: 4
Coding region: 370-1140 (256 amino acids)
Biological process (GO): jasmonic acid biosynthetic process
Molecular function (GO): allene-oxide cyclase activity
Source: RefSeq, a predicted model, not a curated record